AUGCGGAGCGCGUCGCGCGCGGGGGGACGACUCGAUUCACCGAGCUCGAGUGGAAUUCCACUGAACUCGCACGCAUCGCCCGUGAACGCGACGGAGAGGGCUCUGUUCGACGAAUCGUCGAGGAGCGGGACGUCGAACUCGAUCAGGAAGCCGCGCGCGGGGACGGGCGGACUGACGUCGGGAGGCGGGAACGCGCUCGGCGGAGGCGGACCGAGCGGCGCGAACGGGAAAGAACUCGAGUUACAGGCGACGACGUGCGAUGAAUUGGCGAGAGUGAUCGAGAGCCGGAAGGGUUCGCGAGAGGCGAGCACGCUGAGCGAGGCGCUGAGGACGUUCGACGUCGUGGAGAGCGUGUUGAGACGGAAUAGGGAAAACUUGAGGGAGUUUUUUAGCGCGUGUUUCCAACCCGUUCUGUGGAGGGCGUUCUCUUUCGACGGUUACGCCUCCGAGGGCUGGUUCAACGCCGCGUUUCACGGUGACGAGAAGCGGGUGCGAGAGUUUUUGAGCUUUUUCUCCCCGGAGAGCUCGUUCAUGAGAGCGAUGCGAGCGGCGGACGCCGAUCGGUUGGUGCAGUUUGCGUUUCCGCUCGAACGACUGCCGGAGCGGACGCAGCGCAUGUUGCAGACCGAGAGCGGGGCGGCGGCGCUGAAUAGGGCUCCGCCGUACGCUGGGUGCGUGAAGCGAGACAGUGCGGGGAAGUAUCAGGUGCACUUGGGGCUAUACGAUUACUUCAUAUUUUGGCUCGCGUACUUUUCGAUGCGUCCAGGUGGGGGCGGCAGAGGAUCGGUGACCUACGGACGCUCCACCGCGCCGUCGUCGUCACCGUUCAAGAGCGAUCGUGGUUACGGUGCGUCGUCCAGCGGCACGUUUUUGAGCGGACAGUGGCCUACGACGCCACUCAUGUCUCGCUCGUCGAGCGCUCAAGUGCACCCGUACCACGAGCUCUUGCUCGCACAUCUCAGCUACUUCCUCCCGCGCGAGGCGGCGUCGAGUAAAACUUGGAGCAAAGGCACGAACGAUUCCACGGGGGCGAACUCGCGACAAGGAGAGGUUUUGGUGAGCAUCUUGGCUGAGUUUUGGAUGCCCGUCGAGGAGGCGCAGUCGUCGGAUGUCGCCAGGCACGCGAGCUCGCCGUUCCGAAGCUUCAAUUCGAUGGGUCGAGUCGUCGACGCGGCGAUGAGAAAUGUCGGGAUGACUCCACCGCGAUCGAGUGAGCGCACGCUCACUCGGCAUUACUCGUACAAUCCGCCGGCGACGGAGCACGUCAACGCGGUGUCGCUCUUGGUGACGUAUUUGUUUGCCGAACUCUCGGAUCGCCGAAAAGAGAACGCAGAUGCGAUGAAAGUGAUCGAUCGGGCGCGAGAACUUAUUCAGAGACCGCUCUAUGGAUUUUUACGUGAGGCUUUUACGCAAUGGCCGACGGAGAGCUCCACGAACCUGUCACCAAUCGUGACGCUCUGGGUGUGCUACUGCGCGCCGUGGUGCGCCAAGCACCCGGAGAGCCAGCUAAAGAAGUCAUCGACGCGAAGCAGUUCUCCACGAGCACUUCUGUCGUCUCCACUGAAGUCACCCCUCAUGUCGUCCGAUCGUGGUGCUUCGAUAUCGGCGAAAUAUGACGAUUUCUUGCUACCAAGUGGGAAGGGGUUCAAGUUUGACGACGACGUCGUGGACACCCCCGGGCGUUUCUCGCACGUUCGUCACGUCUUGAAGAGCAUUCCGUUUUACCACGAGUUGAUGAAACACUUUUUAGAGCUAUGCUGCAAGCGCGUGCCGCUCGAUGCGGAGGGAACGGCUAUGGCCCUGCGUGUCGUUUUGGAGCCGCUCGCGGCAUCAUCGAAACUGCUUCAAAUCCUUCAAGACGUCGAGGACGGCUACGCCGAGUUUGUGCUCGAUCCGUUCAAGGGAACGCUCAAAACGAUGCAUGCGCGGGAAGAGGUCGCGGCGAACGCGGAGUCGUACUAUCCGCUCAUCCGCACGCAGCUUCAGGCUUGGGAGCCGGAUGUUGAAACACCAUCGCUUGGUGAUUCCUUGCCCGGCACGCCCAGCGCCACUAAGAACUCGCCCUUGAGUAAAUGGCACGGUGCCGCGGCGCGCUUGAUGGCAAACCGAGAGAGUGAGAUGGACAAGGCGAAGAGUGGGUCGAAGCACUUGCGCAUGUUCACACCGGAGACGGAUGGGUUGGCUCAGGUUGCAAUUGCCCUCAUCCACCGCCUUGAGCGAGACGCGACGCAAGUACCCAUGACGCACGUACUUCGCAAGCACGUGCCGCGGUUUCGAACGGCUGCGUUCACGGUGUUCCGACUGGAGAGAUUUCGCGAUACGCCGUACCUCAAGAGCCCGACAGCGGCGGCGUACGUGGACGCCGACGCCAGCGAGCGCCGAAACGGCUGGGCGUCCGGUCGCACGAGCGCCAAGGAAAUGUACAGGGGCGAUUGGAUCCAUCGACCAGUCGGGGCGAAUGAAAUCACACUCUUCGUACGACUUUUGGUCCCGCUCUCCGUGUAUCUGAACAAAAAGAUGGGGCUUGACGGUGUGGCGACACUCAAGCGCAAAUUGACCAUGGCGGACGCGCGCGACGCAGUGAGCGAGUCUUGGAUCGCUGCGCGUCGCGUGAGACGAGAAAACGCCGCGUUAGAGUACGUAAUCCCCAUACUUGCAGUGAUUCAGGCGCUGACGCUCGGAAUGUGUCGAAAGAAGGGCAUCACAGUGAACCUUCGCCCGCUCGCCGAAUACCAAAUGCUCGUGCUCAUCUUUGCGUUUCGGCUCUUGAUACGAUUCUUCGGAGCUCUUUUCGCUUAA
Messenger RNA from Ostreococcus tauri, 2799 nucleotides. RefSeq names its product Sphingomyelin phosphodiesterase 4. The transcript has a single exon. Bases 1 to 2799 code for a protein of 932 amino acids. The record is from RefSeq and is a predicted model, not a curated record. NCBI's taxonomy places the organism in Eukaryota, Viridiplantae, Chlorophyta, Mamiellophyceae, Mamiellales, Bathycoccaceae.